AUUGGAUCCAAAGCGAAGACGGUGAAAGACCUAAACUGCAAGAGUUGUAAACAGAGAACAUGUUAUCCCUUCUCGCGUAUUGCGCUAUUCACUUUGUGGCUUUCGUUUUUUUGGUGAUCGCCUUUUUCAGCAUCCGUUUGUGGCGCGGCGACGACGAUCGCCGUACAGCGAAUCGCUACGAUCAGCUCCGUGCGACGAUCACCAGGCCAUUAUCGAUUCUCAGCGUCCUGCUAUUCCUGAGGGAGGUGUCAGAGGGUGCGCAUCGACGAUACUUGCAGUUCACACAGGGUUUAGCGGUCGUUGCACUGGCCAGUUGGUGUGGCGCGACAACGCUAGUUCGGUGCUAUGGCGCUAGCCCAGAAACGAUUGCAGCUACGGCUUUGCUGAACACGGUUUUAGUUGCGCUGUUUCUGUUUGCGACUAGCAGUACGGGAGGAGCAAUAGCGGACGGCUUCGGGGAUUACAAUAACUGUUCGAUUUCGAACGUGGAACUUCAAGGUGAUUCAUCAGUCGACUUUGAAAGGCUCACCUGCAUCUCCAAUAGGCAGGAGCGAGAUGACGAAGUGAGCGGUCCUUCUUCCAUUCUCGCGAGAUCACGUGCGUGUACUGCUUCUGGCCUUUGUGCGGAGCACACGGUUUUAGCGGCAUUACGAAUAAGGCGAAGAGGUCGUGAAAAUGGGACUUACUACAACAAUUAUACAGGAUCUUCUUCUUCUCCUUCCGACAGCACAAGUAUAGCAGAACUUAUUCGUGACUACUUUGAGGAUCGAACGGCCGGCUCUGGCGGUGUGGCUUCUGUUCAUGUAGUACCUGUGCCAGAGGAGGAAGUUGAAAGCGCGUUGGAGAAUGGAGUUGGAGGACUUGCUGACUCGCAGAAUUCGCAGUUGACUGCAUUCGACUAUCCUAUAACAGGCUGUGACACUGGUAGUGGAGAUCUCGCAGUGGUGGCAUUCGUCAGUUUCUUUGACCGAGCGACUGCCGCAAGAGUGCUUUUACAGGACUCGCCGGGGGUUCACAGUAGAACGAAGGAUCGUGUAGCGGAUCGCGCUCAUAACGAGGCUGCCCCUGAAGAUCUUGAUGGGGUAGGAAAUACUCGCGAUCAUGACGGACAAGUCCGUGUCCAUGUUUCUCAUGUUAUUCCAGCACCAGUUCCAGACGACAUAGUAUGGGAAAACAUCCACGUUUCUUCUAGAACAGGCCGCUUCCGGUUAGCGGUGUCUCUCUUCGUGCUUCUAUUCCUGUUCUGUUUGGUUGCGACACCUAGAGUUUUUGGAAGUGCGGUGGAGGCAGUUGUAGCAUUUUUACGUACUUCUGCGGUUGGGAAACAGAUGUUGGGAGAAGAUGACUAUACGAGUAGAACGACAGCAAGAGUAGAACGACAGCAACGUUCAGGAGACCCACAGACCGCCUCUGUUGCACAGGAUCAACAAUCUUCAGCGGAUUAUCUUCGUAGCGAUGAUCAAGGAAAUGGUCCAACUCAAUCUCAAGGCACUAGCACAGGGACAUAUAGAACGACGAUUCCAUCAUCGGCACAUGAGAUUUUCGCGUUCUUGUGGGACGGUGCUUGUGCCGCAGCCCCCUUUUGUUUGCUCAAUUUCGUAAACUUUACGGUUCUCCCUCAAGCAAUGUGGGCUUUGGCGGCUCAUGCGCAGCGUCCUUUUUCGAGGGAAACCAGGGAAAGGAGCGUUCUGCUACUCCAUUUUCUCGCGUACCUCGUUCUUUUUGGGCUCUUUCCGGUGACUGGCGCCCAAAGUUUCCGGGAUCUGUUGGACGGGUCUCACAUUGAGAUAAAGAAAGAGGAACAGCACUUUGAAGGUGUGCAUCAAUUUUUGUUGAGGUAUCUGAUAACGGCAACGUUUGUGACGCCUUUGGUUCAGGUGGUGCUGCGACCGCCAGCGAGCGAUGUCCAGGAUACAUGUGAAGGCUCCUGUUUCCCGGAUCGUGGUCGACAAUGUGAUCGUGACAGCAGAAGGUGUAGUUCGUCCCUCAGUGGUCGUUUCUCUGCCUUGCUCUUAACGACACGAGAACGGUUCUUUCAUGCGUUAGAGCGCAAAGCGUGCAGACACGAACCGAAGCCCAGUGCUGUAGUUUCGGAUGAGUUCGAAGCUGGUACUAAUUAUCAGUAUGCUGGAGGAGGUGCGGCCGGGUCUUCAAUUUCUUUUGCAGCUACUGGCAGUUGUGUCUAUAAUGAGAACGGAGGUCCUCUCUUUUCCGCUGCAUUUCCCUCCGCCAAAAUGGCAAAGAAGGACGACGCAGCUGACCUAGUGGAGAGUGAGGAGUUUGAGGGUGGCCGCAACUAUGCGCAUACCCUCGCAGUAACGACCCUGACAUUGGCUCUUUCCGCUUCGCAACCUGGGUUGCUUCUCUUAGCAGGUUUACAUCUCGUCUCACAUUUCCUAGCUGAGAAGUACUUGGUAGUAUUUCAUGUCAGUCGAUUCGUGCAGUUCGACGGCGCGCGACUGGAGAAACUAGCUAGAUUUCUGUUGGCCAUGGUUGCCCUGCCACUUGCUUUACUACUGCAGAUGUGGCUCUUCUGUGAGCAGACCGAACUGACUACUUCUAGUGCGAACGAGUGGUCUUCGAGGGAUCAUAGUCCAUCGCGCUAUAGUUUGUGGUGGCUAGGAGUUGGAGCUGUGUGGUUUUUACUCGUCGCUGCAGCAGAACGAAGGUCCUCUGCAGGAGUAAAUUUUCUCUCUACUGGUCGUGGUGCGACAAACAUCUUCGUGUCUAGUACAAUCGGGAAGCUUUUCUGUACUCCCAUUCUUUCCGUCAUGCGCGUUGUGUCACACGGUUGUCGCGCAUGCUUUGACGAGACUACAGCUAGUAGUACAGAAGAAGGAUUUGGCCAGUCUUGCAAUAGAGGUCAACAUAGAUUGAUGUAUCAAGGAAUAAAGGCAGAACCCUUCCAAAUAGAAGAGGAGAAGGAACUAAACGCGGUUGUAGUAGACAACUCUUCUUCAGCCUUACACGAUGACACGCUUUCGACGACAGCAGGAACCCUAUCCCACACCUGGUCCUCUAGAUCGGUGUACCAGCGAUCGGAACUCGCAUCUGGGGAGUUUCUCUUAGCACUGGUGGAAGCCUAUCGACCACCUUUACUUCCGUCUUUACUUGAAGGAGAAGGAGAUUCAAGGUCAACUUCAACGCAUAAUAAGUGGUCGUACACUGCAGCUUCGAGGAUGCGACUGCCUUCUAGCUAUCCAGGUGGAAGUGGAGAGUCGGGAAGUAGCUCCACGUGGGGAAGUUGGCGUAGCAGUAGUAGCUCAGUUUUUUCGGGAGGUGCUCGAGAUAGCGCAGCGGCGCGCGCGACGGAGGUGACAACGCGGUUGUCAUCUUGCAGACCAAGCUCUGCAUCGAGUACUGCAGCAACGUUUGUAGGGGAUGCAAGGUUGUCCUCGAGUAGCAAUGCUAGGUUGUCGUCGAGCACAAAUGCUCGAAUGUCUGCGACUUCAUCGUACAAUAUGGCCGCACGAAGUUCCAGAAUGUCCGUUUUAUCUGAAGCCCGAAGGUCAACGUCAGUCUUUGAGCGACCUAGUUUCUUGAAAUUCGAUGAUCCAGCGUCUAGAAUUACAGCAUCUUCUUCGAGCAGAGUGUCUACACAAGACGCAGGACGCAGUAGCGGUGCCAUGGGAGGACGAAGCAGCGCAAUAAGAACAGCUGGCCGUGGCAGUGAACUAGGAGGACGUAGCAGCAGUGCCUCUGUGGGAGGACGCAUCAGCGGAAUAGGAGAGCGUGCUAGCGGAAUAGGUUUGUUCCCUUCCGUGAGCUCACUAUUGUCUCGUGGUUGGGGAAACGAACGUCGAUCGUCGAGUGGCCACUCAUAUGCACCAAUACGGAGUACAAGUACAGUCUCUCGUAUAAGUGAAACACGAUCUGUGAGCACAAAUGCACCGAUAAUGCCUCUACUAGCAGAGGAGAAUACGGGGCCACUCACAGAUGACAGUAGGAUAUGAUCAUGAAUUAUAUCUAGAGCAGAACCUUUUCGCCUCAAAUCUCUAGGGCAGAACCUUUUCGCCUUAAUACAGGUUUGACUGUGAAGUGACAU
Amoebophrya sp. A25 is the source of this 4045-nucleotide messenger RNA. The record is from the annotation of a GenBank genome assembly. NCBI's taxonomy places the organism in Eukaryota, Dinophyceae, Syndiniales, Amoebophryaceae.